AUGCGGGCCAAGGUGGAGGGCGACGCGGCCAAGGAGGCCAAGGAGGUGAAGGCCGAGAGCGAGGGCCCGGGCUUCCCCGUGGGGACCACGCUGGUGGCGCGCUGGAUGGGCAAGACGGAGCGCACGUGCGUCGUCAUCGAUCGGACGGCGCUGAGCAACGACCGGUUCAAGUAUUACGUGCACUGGCAUGAUUUUAACCGCCGCAUGGAUGAGUGGAUCAACGAGCACGAGAUUGUGCGCCGCGGCACCGACGAGGAGACGCUCAAGCUGCAGGAGAAGGACGCCAAGGAGAAGGAGAAGGAGCAGCGCGCCAAGAGCCGCAGCAGCAGCAAGGCGGCCGGGUCCGACAAGAAAGACUCGGCUGCUGCAGGUGGUGCUGCUGGAGCUGCUGCUGGAGCUGCUGCUGGAGCUGGAGCCGAUGCCUCGGCCCGCACGCGCGGCCAGAAGCGCAAGACGCCGGACGACCAGGAGUUCGCGCCGCCAGAGGAGCACGAUGAGCACGAAGGCAUGGACGCGGCCAGUAUCCGCGAGCACGAGGAGGUCACCAAAGUCAAGAACGUGCGAUUUGUGGAAAUGGGGCGCUUUCGGAUGGCAGCCUGGUACUUUUCGCCAUUCCCCAAGGAAUACUUCCCGGAUGGCUCAAUUGACUGUCUGCACUUUUGCGAGUUCUGCAUGGCCUUCUUCUGCCACAAGCGCGAACUGACCGUGCACCAGGAACGUCGCGUCUGCAAUCGCCACCCGCCCGGUAACGAAAUCUAUCGACAUGAGAAUCUGAGUGUGUUCGAAGUGGAUGGUGCAAUUUCCAAGAUUUACUGCCAGAACCUCUGCUAUUUGGCCAAACUCUUCCUGGACCACAAGACCCUGUAUUACGACGUCGAUCCGUUCCUGUUCUACAUCGUAUGCGAGGUCGAUUCGCGUGGUUUCCACCCCCGCAAAGGUUACGGCCACUUCAUCAUCCAGUUCUCGUACGAGCUCAGCAAGAAGGAGGAGAAGGUUGGCUCCCCGGAGAAGCCGCUGUCCGACCUUGGACUGGUCAGCUAUCGGAGCUAUUGGACACGUGAACUGCUGCGUAUUUUGAAGGAGUAUCCCGAAAAGGAGGUGUCUAUCAUGGAGCUCACCCGGAUGACAUCCAUCAAGAACGAAGAUAUCAUCGCGACGCUGCAGCACCUCAACAUGAUCAAGUAUCUAGGCGGGCAGUAUGUGUACGUGGUGCCAAAUCAAAUAGUGGACGCUCAUCUGACGAAGCUGACGAAGAAGGGCCCGCAAGUCGUCCCGGAGAAGUUGCACUGGGCGCCGCUGCACUUGGAUAUCAAGCGUGACAAGUGGUCGCUGAAGGCCAUGACUGCUGACAAGGAGGACUAA
Messenger RNA from Phytophthora sojae, 1362 nucleotides. RefSeq lists its product as hypothetical. The transcript is spliced from 9 exons. The record is from RefSeq and is a predicted model, not a curated record. Gene Ontology annotation, molecular function: histone acetyltransferase activity. The coding region runs from base 1 to 1362 and encodes 453 amino acids. NCBI's taxonomy places the organism in Eukaryota, Oomycota, Peronosporomycetes, Peronosporales, Peronosporaceae. Gene Ontology annotation, biological process: regulation of DNA-templated transcription.